UAUCAUUACAUUACAAAUCGAUAUAGCUGAGGCGCCCAUUCGCAAUCUAAAUUGUUGAAUUUAACGUCUAAAAUCAUGGAUCCUGAUCCUGCGCUUGAUAAAGCUAGUGCUUACCCUAAUGAGCCUGCACCAAUGAGCCAAGGGGCCCCGCCUGCUUCGGGAGCCGGAGGUACCGCCCAAGAAUACCGCUUGCGUGUGUUGAUGGAGCCCCGUGGAUUCCUACGGGCUAUUGAAUUUAUCCUGGCUGUAUGUAUGUUUGCCACUACUGCUGGAUAUGCUACUUCAUAUUCCUUCACAGCAUCAUGUGCUGCUGGACACACGUACAAGGUUGAUGUCAUGUAUCCUUUCAGAAUUGAGAGCAACGCUUUACCUGCUCUCUGCAAUUCUACCACUGCCCCCGUGGUGUCAUCGAACCCUUCAGGGUCAGCUCAGUUCUUCGUAGCUGUCGGGGUUCUGGCCAUGCUCUACACGAUAGGCUCCCUGCUCUGGUAUGUAAUCUACGAAGCCAGAUAUCCCGAGAAGGAAAUCCACUAUGUAUGCGAUCUAGUGUUCACGGGCGUGUUCGUACUCCUCUUCUUCAUCUCAUCGUGUGCCUGGGCAGCAGGGCUUAACGAUGUCAAGUACUGGACAAACUUUGGCAACCUUAUGAGCAACCCCACUGUGUAUGGGCAAACGUGUACCGCGCCAGUCACCUGUGAAUCAGUAACCAGCCCAAAGUAUUCAUCUCUCAACUUUUCAGUGGUGUUUGGUUUCCUUAACACCAUUGUCUGGGGUGGCAACAUGUGGUUCAUCGCCAAAGAGACAACAUGGUUCAAGCAACGCAUGGAGAACAAAGCUGGGGGUGCUGCUGCGGGUGCCAACCCCAACACUGUUUAAUCUAUGACACCCUCCCUCCUCUCAUAGGUAGUACAUAUAAUAAACCUAGUCGUUUAAUACAAGUAUGCAAGGUGCACAGAAUCCUAGAGUUGUGAUAACGCAAGUCUAAGGUGUUUGGUGGUUUGAUGUCCCAUGCUUUACCAAGUAGGCAAGUAAUGGGGAGUUUGAACAUGAACCGUCAUAUAAAAUGUGUCAUGUUGCUUCAUAUGCGGUCUGGUCCGAGCUUUAGGGAGGAUAUUAAUAUCUCACAAUGAUCAGAUGUGCUCAUAUCUUUGAUGUAGUUGGUAAUGUAUGGGACAACAUAGUAUGGACCUGCCCAAUAACUGAUCAGGGACCUGUUUCAUAAAACUUGUCAUCAGUGACAAAUUACAAAAAUCAGUGAUAAAUGUACUGAUAACCAAUCAGAAGCAAGGAUUUCACUAGCUUAUAACAAAAACUGUCAUUUGUCACUGAUGACAAGUUUUGUGAAACACCCCCUGAUUAGUUGUUUUGUAUGUCAUUGUGCUUUAGAGAGGGCUAUGUAUGAAGUUGGUGGAUGGACAUGUACAUGUAGGUUUAACAUUUUAUUGAUAUCAGCUAGUUAGGCUAAUGAAACUGACUGAAUAUAUCAGAUGACAGCGCCGAACUGAAUCAUCUUUGAAAUAUCUAACAUAUUAUUUUGAUUAUUGUAUACCGUUAUGUACAUGUCUUUAUAAACACAAAGAAUUUAGGAUACAUUAUAUUACUUUUUGAUUAGCUGGUAUGUAAAUUUACUAAUUUAGUAUAUUAAAACAAGCUAUAAGUACAAUACUUGCACCAAAGGAUUUGACAGUUGCAUUUCUGAAAUAAAUCAAGGCUGGAUACGAGCAAUUGCCUAACGCUCCCAGUGAAACCAAACAGGGUUGUCUGGCAUCUAAGUUAUUGGUUUUGGUAGAUUGGGCAGGGGAGCAUGGCGUCCCUUUUUAAGGUAAUUUUUUUGGGGGAGACGUUUCCUUCUAUUCUGUGAAAAAUUGAUCCCAUCCCCCUCUGAGUGAGUCUUGGAGGGCUGGUAUUCUUUUCUUUAAAUCAAUUCCUCAGAAGGAAAAUGAUCAUACAAAGAAGAAUAACAAUUAUAGUUAUUACCAUCCCCAUCACAUUUGAUUUGAUUAUAAUUAAGGUGCUAUAGAUUCGAGAAGAGGUUGGAUAUUUAAAUUUGAAGGUAACAGACAUAAGCCAUGGAUUUAUAGUUUGUUAUUUUUCUUUUUUUGACUAAUUUACAACGCAGGAGAAGAUAUAGCCUAUGUACAAGGCAUCUCAAUUUCAUAAUUGAGAUGCAUGCAGGAUUAGUUAUAACUAACGUAGACAUACAUGUAGUUAGAGGAAUAGAUUGAGAACUCCCAAAAGCAAAAAAAAAAUGAUUCAAAAUAAAUAGUGUGAUAUACAAAUUUGUUUGUCAUGUUGCCGAUGUAAAUAUGCUCUUAUGCUGUAUUUCGAGCCGAUGCUUGGCCUAUUGUAAAUAAUAUCCACAACACUGUUUAUGGAAUUUGGUAUGGUGGUGUAUUCAUUGACAAAAACUGUCACUUUCAUGUGGCGAAUUCUUUGCAUUCAUAGAAUUUAUUUCUUGAGAGGUAGUAUCAGCACUGCAUACAUCAGUCUUUAAAGGUAGUGAGUGAUCCAUACAGGGUUCUCUAGAAGUAGUGUCAGCGUUGCAUACAGGGUUCUAAUGCUGAGACCGCGCAUAGGUGAUUUCAGGGUACAAAAACCAAUGGCAAAUUCUCUUAUGGAAGAGAGUGAUAAGGGUUACGAUCUGCAGAAUUGCACUGAUCCUCCCAUCUCGCCCUCCUGGAAUGUUGCAAAACCAUAUUUCACUCAUAUUGACUAAAGGUAAACUAGUUUCCUGCCAAGAAGCCUGUUGGGACACAGUACAUCUUUAUUAACUAUUAUGCACCUGCUAAACAUAUAGAAGCAGGUUAUUGUAAAAAGAAAUAUUCAGUAAAAGAACUAAUAAAGUAAAUAUUAAGUUUAAAGCUUGCGAAUCCACUUCAAAAAUCUUGUGCUGAAGUGGCCCCUUUGUAGAUCUAGAUUCUGGAAAGGUUGUACUUUGCUUGAAUUUCUCUUCUAUUUUUUACCUCAAUUAAGAUACCUUUGUAUAGGUAAAUGAUUUCAUUCACAUUAUAUCUAAAAUAACAUGUAGAUAAGGCAUCUGAUGGAAAAGGUGAAGCAAAACGCUCAUAACACGAGGCACAGAAUUGGAACACUGUAUUUAUAUUUAAACUGUCAAAUCACAAUGAUAUUGGAACAGCUCAUACUCACUUUUGUUUUUGUUCAAGGUUUUAUUAAAACAGGAGUUUGCCAUGUGUUGCUAUGUCAGGUUGUAUUAUGCACAGCCUUUCAGUACAACAUCAGCUUAUUGCCUGGUCACACUUUAACUGUAAACAGUGGGCUUUUUUUUCCUCAAGCUGUAAUGAGGAAGAGAUGGUUUGGGGACAAAUGGACUUUAACCAAUAUUUUUGGUUGAUCACUUAUACAUUAAAAAAAUGUAGUUGAUACUACCUCGAAAGAAGUAAUUUUGUUUUUUGAGCUUGAUUGAAUAUUCUCCUUGUUCUUCCAAUUUUUUUUGCAGCAUCAUAAUAUUUUUUAAUUAAUUUCAUAUGAAAUAAAGGUGCCGUUUUCUGUUGCCAAACAAGUAGAAUUUUGAAUUACAUUUUUGUGUAAUGGGUUUGAUGUGCAAAAGCACCUUAUUGUUGUGUAACUACUCUUAUGAAAUAUUAAAAUUAUGUUGGCAAGUUCUAUUUCUUCUGAUUACACUCUGUUAGUGCUUUUACUGCUACUUUGAACAUGCUAAGGAGAAUGGAGAAUUGCAUUUUAAUACAUGAGUAGCUUUGUCAACUCUGCACUUUUUCAAAUAUUAAAAAAGAGAAAAUUAUUAUAAAUCAUCAAGCCAUAUACACAAUGGACAUUCUUCCUUCUCUUUUUCAUGAUGUGUCAGUGAGUGACUGUUCUGCUUUUAAUGAUAUUAAUCAUAAUAUAUCUUUAUGCCGAAUAUAUUGCAAACAUCAAAUUUAUAGAAUGUUAUUAAGCAGCUUAUUGAUAAUUAAAAAUCAAUAUUUAUUGUGCCCGUAGCAGUUGAUACAAGAGCUCAUUUUGGCAUUUUUUGUCGGAGGAGAUAAUAAAUCUUAUCUGGCAGCUAGGCAUGAACAUUGAAAAUGACCUCAAACACUAAACUGCACAGUUGCCAGUGAUAUUUAGUCAUCUAUAUAAAAACAGUUUUAAGUGCAGGCAUAAUCCAUAUACUCAUUGGGAAAUACCCAAUGUUAUUGCACAUGCAUGUUAUGUAAUCAUCUGGAUUUUGAAUAGUAUAACAAAGGUAUUUAUUUAUAGUCCCUGAAUGACAAUCAAUUACACUCUAUUAUCCUACUCCACAAUAACCUGCACGAUUAUAUUAUGAUAACAUCUUUGACAUGAAUGUGCAGUUAUUUCUUCAUCUUCUUAUAUAUGUAAUGAUGGAAGAGUUUUGUUCAUCAUUGAAUCUUCCAAUUGUUCUGUUUUGUAUCCUAAUAAAAAUUAAAAGCCAUUAUUUUCCUUUCAUGAUGACCUUUGAUUUUACUCUCUAUUGAUCUUCAGUUAAUAAGGCUUUGCAACCUCUUUGUGGGGGUUUAUGAUUUUUUUUAAAUAAUUUAAUUAAAAUGUUCACCCCUCAGCAAGAUGUUCAUAUUCCCCAACCUUGAAUGAGAUAGAUGUGAAUAUACAUGAACAUUCUCUGCAUUACACAAGUUUGAUGUUAUUAUGAAACUGGACACUUUUCAUUUUACAUGUUCCCAGUAAACGGGAAAUGUUUGUCAAAGAUGUAAAUAAAGUGGUAAACAAUCUACAAUUUUAUUUGGCCCAAGCUUUAUGAUUAUUUUAUCCAACUAUGAAAUGUUCAAGUCCGUACCUCACUUCUUCAAUACUGUUUCAUCUAAAAAUGAUGAUAAUGAUUGACUGUCUACCCCCAAAUGAUAGUAAUAAUUGCUACACUGAAGCAGUUGUUAAAUUAUGAGGUAUGACAGUACUGCAAGAUAUGUUUAAAGAUUGCAGUGAAGUUCCUUGAUGCGACCAUAACCUCUGUGCUUUAUCAAAUAUGCAGCAUAAUUUUUUUUGUUUUAUUAAAUAUGCAGCAUGAUCCUUUUCUAUUGUUUGUAAUAGGGCAGUUGCCAUGAAGUGUACUUUCUGUUUUGUACUUUAAAUAAAGUUGCUAAUGAAGGUGUGAA
Strongylocentrotus purpuratus (purple sea urchin) is the source of this 5084-nucleotide messenger RNA. Its product is annotated as synaptophysin. Bases 76 to 876 code for a protein of 266 amino acids. The record is from RefSeq and is a predicted model, not a curated record. The transcript is spliced from 6 exons. Gene Ontology annotation, cellular component: synaptic vesicle membrane; synaptic vesicle. NCBI's taxonomy places the organism in Eukaryota, Metazoa, Echinodermata, Echinoidea, Camarodonta, Strongylocentrotidae.